AUGUCGACCAGUGUGGUGAAGAAGGCCGCGUCCAAGAAUGCGAGACGUCGGGCCUUGAAGAAGGAGAAGAAGGCCGAAGUUGCAGCGACACCGACUCCAGCACCAGAGGUUGUUGAUGAGGCCCCAGUACCGGAAGGCUCCAACGACGCGACCGAUACCGAGAACGCUUACCUUGCCCUCAUCGAUUUCGACCCUGAGGACCCAGUUUACCAACAAUUCAAGGACACUCUAGAGAAGUUCGACAACGUUGCUAUCGAGGAGAAGUCAAAGGAGGCGGAGAAGCCACAGAUCUACUAUGGUGACGAUGACGACGAGAUACAGGAUGAGGAGCAGGAGCAGCAGACAGAGGUCAAGCUGUCAAAAAAGGCGAGGAAGGCGCUGAACAAACUGUCGAUUGCUGAACUGAAAGCCAUCGUCGACAAGCCCGAGCUGGUCGAGUGGACCGAUACUUCCGCUCCAGAUCCUCGACUCCUCGUCGCCAUCAAGUCCCAACGGAACGUUGUACCUGUCCCUAGCCAUUGGUCACUCAAGCGCGAGUAUCUGUCCUCAAAGCGGGGCAUAGAGAAGCCUCCUUUUGCUCUUCCCAAGUUCAUUCUGGAGACGGGCAUUGCUGAGAUGCGAGAUGCAAUUCUCGAAAAGCAGCAGGAUGCUUCGUUGAAGCAAAAGGCACGAGAACGGGUCCAGCCAAAGAUGGGCAAGUUGGACAUUGACUACCAAAAACUCCAAGACGCCUUCUUCCUACGCCAGACGAAGCCAGAAAUGACGCGGUACGGCGAGGUCUACUACGAAGGCAAGGAGUACGAGACAAACUUGAAGAACAUGCGACCUGGUGAGCUGAGUGAAGAGCUGAAAGACGCGCUUGGCAUGCAGCCGGGUUACCCACCGCCAUGGCUGAUCGCCCAACAGCAACAUGGGCCGCCGCCGUCAUAUCCCACUCUAAAGAUUCCUGGUCUGAACGCAGCUCCACCGCCUGGUCAACAAUGGGGAUUUCAACCUGGCGGAUACGGUAAACCGCCGGUUGACCAAUUCACCAAUAUGCCGAAGUACGGAGGCGAUAUCCUUGGCCUUGUCGAACCGCAACAACAGAAACUGCGUUCUGGUGAGCCUGUGGAGAAGACAAUCUGGGGUGAACUGCUUGCUCCGGGAGUGGGCGACUCAGACGAUGAACAGGAGGAGGAAGAAGAAGAAGCAGACUCGGACGAUGAAGAUGCAGAGGACGAAGGCGGCGCGGGCGAUGGUCUGCAGACUCUAAACGGACUCGCUACUCCAAGUGGCAUUGCUUCUACUGCCCCAUCCGAAUUCGCUGCUGAGAGCAUUGCUGGUGAGUUCACACUACGCAAGCAGCGUAGAGGUACCGAAACGGAAGACUCGACGGCACCUCGUAGCGCCUAUCAAGUCCUCCCUGAGCACAGCAUCCGAGCCCAGGGUUUCUUUGGUGGUGACCGUGCAUAUGACCUCAAGAGUGCGCAGGGAACUCGUAAUAUCCCUAUGCUAGGAGAAGAGCCAAAGGGCAGGAAGCGCAAAGCGGAUGAUGUCGAUAUCUCGGUCGACCCUGAUGCGUUGGCAAGAGAUGACAGGCUGGACAAGGAUGCACUCAAGAAGCGUUACGAGGCUGAACGCAAGGCAGAGGCAGCGAAGAAGUUCGGAGGUAUCGAUCAAGACGACUUGAGUGCUAUGAUUGCUGAAGAGAGCCACAAGAGGCAGAAGAAGGAUGCGGAGAGGAGGAGCAGGCGCUAG
Molecule: messenger RNA, 1737 nt
Organism: Mytilinidion resinicola
Lineage: Eukaryota; Fungi; Ascomycota; Dothideomycetes; Mytilinidiales; Mytilinidiaceae
Product: DUF382-domain-containing protein
Exons: 2
Coding region: 1-1737 (578 amino acids)
Biological process (GO): mRNA splicing, via spliceosome
Cellular component (GO): precatalytic spliceosome; catalytic step 2 spliceosome; U2-type spliceosomal complex
Source: RefSeq, a predicted model, not a curated record